Messenger RNA from Syzygium oleosum, 2372 nucleotides. RefSeq lists its product as uncharacterized. Bases 1370 to 2119 code for a protein of 249 amino acids. The record is from RefSeq and is a predicted model, not a curated record. Lineage: Eukaryota; Viridiplantae; Streptophyta; Magnoliopsida; Myrtales; Myrtaceae. The transcript has a single exon.
UGUUGGGAUUUUCUCUUCUGUAAAUGGGUGCUCUUCUUUGCUUUUCCGCCGACUAUAAUGAUCUUUUGAGGUUGAUGUAAAGUUUUGGAAUCCCUCUCUAAUAAAAGUUCUUGAAUAUUUUAUUCCAGCAGGUCUGGCGAGUCCAAACUCCAUCACGUUCAAAUAGUCUCACCUUGUGCACAGGUUCUCCGUCCGACCCAUUGGCGCUGAAUAAAGGAAAAGUGGUUCUGCUUUUCUGAAGACAAGUGAGCAUGUAAGGUUGGGUGGAAAUCAAAGGAAAGCAUCAGUGAAGGUUCAAGCGAGAAGGCUGACGGUUUAUUAUCCAGAUAAAGUUGCUUAAAGAAAAAAGCCUGAACGGUCAAACGGGUCUCAUGUGACUCUCUUUUCUCGUGCAUGGUGAAGCUUCAGGUAUUGGUUUUGAUAUCAGGGUCUUCUCGGGUGCAAAGAAGUGGCAGGAGGGAGGGGUUAGUAUAAUGCCCUUGGCUUUUCCUGUCACUGUUGUUCUGCUUCUGCUUGAGCUUGAGCUUGGUGUUUUGGAAGGAAAGUGCCAUGUGUUGAGCUCAGAUGUGAGCACAUGGCUCCUCCUAUUUCCAAGCUCUAAUCACUGUAAACUAAUGCAAGGGAAGGCAGCGAUUUGGGUUUUCCUAGAGAAUCAGUUGCUGCAGAGAACCGUCUGAUUGGUGUGGGCAAACAAAAAACCGAGUUCCUUUUAAAUUUUUUUCUUUUUUCUUUUAAAUUGGGAAGUGUGACAUGUGAGACUGUGAUAAAAGAAACGAUCCAGAAAAUAUAUUAGUCCUUUCCUUUCAACUUUCGCAACUUGCUUCUUGUUCUGCAAAACCCAAUUCAGGGCAUACGCUUGUUCCCCAAAUUUCAAAGCUGGUUGCUAGGUUAUGUUCAUAUGGAGAUGUUGUUUUUCCACGUACUUGUUGAAGUGGUGUCUUAGCAGCAGCACUAGCCCCUCUAACUCCAUGUAAAAUCUAUAGUUUUCUUGGCCACCACAAGCCUUUCAGCAACAUUUUGAGCUCAAAGAGGCGAAGUGUUGCUCUUCCUCUUUCUGCGGAUAAGUUGCUAUAAGCCCAGUGUUGCUGUGUUUGUUUCCCAUUCUAUUGCACUUCAUCUAGCGUUCUCCAGCCUUUUUUCUGUCUCCUUGGUUGGCUUGAUUGUUAAUUGCAGCUGAAGGUACCUUCUGUUUCUUUUCUGUUCCUCAACUUUCCCACAUAAAGCACUGUUUGAGCUGCAUUCCCUCUCCCAUCUGGUCAUAUCUGGUGCUUUUUUUAUCCCUACAAAGUGGAAGCCUAUCUUUUCACUUUGUCCAUCAUUCAGAGAACAGCAUCAAUAUUAUCCCCCUCUUUUUUUUCCCCAAAAGUCAAUGAUCCUGGAAACUGAUACUGGAAAUCAAAUGUCUUCACUUAUAUGUGACUUACUACCGUGGAUUUCGGUUCUGAUUACAUGGCUGAUUUUGGGUCAUCUACUGGAGUUUGGUUUAGCAUCAAUCCUCUUCACAUCUAUAGCUUUACUCUCGUCAAGUGUGCUCUUCGCAUUAUCGAGGCGAAAGCCAGUCUUCAUGGCGGAACCUUUCGAGGAGGAGAUUUUCAGAUCUGAUCAAGAAACUUUGCCUAAUAAAGAGGAUGGAGCAUUGCUUACCCAGCCACGAAUUGAGUCAGUGCCCCAGAUGAGAGAAGCCCAAGCACAAGCAAAUAUGUUUCAGCCUGAAGGGUGCACGGUUAGAUCAUCACUGGAUACAAGUUCAGAGAGUGAAUGCAUCAAUAACUUCUCCACGAGUGAAGAUUCAGAAGCCGAGUGGCUCUUCAAGGAAGACAUGGAUCACAGCCCGGAUUGCUCGGACGGCUCGAUCACCGAUGAGGAGAGCUUAAUUGAGAUUUCCAUCCCAAGUGGGCAUUAUGUUGGUCAAAAAGAGGAAGAGCCGAAGUUCUGUUUGAAGCAAAAAUUCACAGAUUUCACACCAGAUUCCAUUUUCCAACAGAACUGUCUAGCUGAUCUCUUAGCUGAGAUCAAUGAGAUGAAUGAGGAAGAUGAUAAUUUGAUCGAGAUAGACAUAUCCAUGGGAUCCAUCAAGUGCUCAAGGUUUGAAAUUGAAGCUCGAGUUAUUUCACUUUAAAGCUGGCUCUGUUUUCCAUAUUUUCUUAACCACUUGUGGGUCCUGAUGUGAAGAAUUAGGGUUUUAGGACAUGUUAUGCUCUGCUCUAUUCUGAAUUUUGCCCAGGUGGGGACUUUGGAUACCCUCUAAAGCAUUUAGUGCUAUUGACCCUUUGUUUUCUCUUGAUGCACAUUAAAGUAUUAAAAGUUUAAAGGGCCAUAUGAUGGAACCCCACUUGCUGCUCUUUUCAUAAGACCUCCUGUUAUGCUUUCAA